GUGUACCACUUGGGCUUAGCCUCAUUUUCACAAACAAUACGCGGCACCCCGAUACUCGGACAAACCCGGAACCAAAUUUAUCCCCAAACCGCAACGUCGUUAAACUACAGUGUUCCUCUUUCACCGCUGCGACUUGUAUCUCCCCCGUAUCUUUUGGCUACGCCGAGGGAAGGCAGCAGGUAACUAACAUCUAACAUGAUGAUGUGGGACGAUUACCAAAACCAAACUCAAAAUCAAAACCAAGACCAAGACUCAAACUCAGACUCGCACCUUAAUUUUGAUUUUCUUUCCCUUGUCUCAAAGCCUAAGGAUUACUAUAAAAUACUGGAAGUGGAUUAUGACGCUAGUGACGAUGCUAUUCGCUCCAAUUACAUACGCCUCGCUCUGAAAUGGCAUCCGGAUAAGCAGAAAAGUGAGGAUAGUGCCACUUCUAGAUUUCAAGAAAUAAACGAGGCUUACCAAGUUUUGAGUGAUCCUAUCAGAAGAAGAGAAUAUGAUGAUAAAGGGAUGUUCUAUGUUUAUGAUUAUAAUAUAAUAGAGUAUCUUAAUCGUUACAAGGGCCUUAUAUUAACCUGUAAUGGUCUCGGGAUCAGACAGUCAAUCUGGUAAUACCUAAAACAGCACCUUUUUUUAAUUCAUUUAUGGUGCUGCAAUGAAAUUUGCUCAGUCUCUUACUGGUAAUAGCACCAUUUUAGAAGAAGAGGUGGACGGAGAAUGCAAUGCAGAGUCUAGUAUGCAUAUAGUAGAAAAUGACAUAAUAAUUGUAGUGUAACAUUGGAUGGAUGCCUGUUUAUCUCUUAUCAGGGUUGUAACCUCACCAUCUAAUGGUGUCUUUUGCUAGCAGCAAUAAUUUAGUGGCUGGAAUGAUGGGUUAGUUUAUUUGACAAGCACACACCUGUAAAUGAAAUUAUUUGGGACGAGUGAUCUUGAGGCCAACUCAACACAGAUUGCAGAUAAUAAAUUAUAACAAUAAUUAAGCAUUAAUUAA
Molecule: messenger RNA, 988 nt
Organism: Ricinus communis (castor bean)
Lineage: Eukaryota; Viridiplantae; Streptophyta; Magnoliopsida; Malpighiales; Euphorbiaceae
Product: dnAJ-like protein slr0093
Exons: 5
Coding region: 196-609 (137 amino acids)
Cellular component (GO): cytoplasm; nucleus
Source: RefSeq, a predicted model, not a curated record